CUGCAGAAUUUUUGUCUUCAAAGGUUGGAAAGAAAACAUUCAUCCUCCGUGCUGAUCAAGCUCGCCAAGGAGCAGAGGUUGAUGCUGAGCAGGGGGAGUUGUACUUGUGAGGAUGAGGGCUCUCCAGGGCGUUGGUGCACAUGCGGUGCGCAUGCGCAGGCUGUGGAGCUAUCAGGCAAUGCAGAUGCUGCGGCCGCCGCUUUUAGCGGCAGAUCUUUCCCAAAACCUUCUCCUCUCCAAUCAAUUUCUGGCUGCCCAUUGCGCAAGCUUACUUUCUCAAUUCCAGUCAGCAUCUUUUGCAAUGCACCAACGCCCCCAGAUUCAGCUGCCUCAACCAUCAUCAUCUGGCAGCAUUGCACACCACUUUCAUCGAAAUCUCUGGAGACCAACCAUGUUGCUUAGCAUGGAGAACCGGGCCACCUUCAGCACAGAGUCUGAGACUGAGGCUGAGAUUCGGAAGGAGGCGCUGCGCCCAUUCGCGCAGAAUCGGCAACACUCAGAAAAGGGCAGCCUGGAGGGGCCAGCCCCAAAGUACAAGGUGUGGAAGGUGACACGAGAUGGGCGCAAGACCGAGGAGGAGAUUCCACAGGAAGCACUGGGGCUUCCUCCCAGGGACCUGGACAUCCUGAGCUCUGUUACGUUCACCCCCCACAGGGCCCAGAUCGGAGCCAGGGGUGGGAAAAUGCUAGUCCGAAUGGAAAAUCUGCGCGCUCUCAUUGCCCCUGAGGAAGUCAUCUUCUUUGGCGGGCGCUUCGCCAGAUCAGCCGCCACCUGUGCGGAGCUGGCCGCCUCGUUUCUGGCGCAGCACCCGCAAGGAGGCAGCCAGUUCCCGUUCGAGCUGCGCAUGCUGGAGUGCAUCCUGCGCGAGACGCGCACCUACUUUGUGCACAAGAUCGCCAAGCUCAAGAUGGUCGCAGAGGCCAUGCUCGAGGACCUCGCCUCCGACAUCUCCACCGCGGGGCUUCACCUGCGGCUGCUGCCCCUGAAGCGGACAAUGACCGAGGUUGACAAUGACGUCAGGGAGACGUACGAGGCGCUGACGGAGGUGAUCGAGAACGACACGCUGUUGAUGGACCUGUGCCGGACGGUGGACGAAGGCUCGGAAGGGGCAGAAAGAGCAGGUAAUGAGGCGGGUGGGUCGGGGCGCAAGCGCGCGGUGGUGGCGAUGCUGCUGAGCUACCAGCGCGAGGUGCAGGACGUGGGCAGCGCGCUCAAGGAGCUGCGCGAGAACAUGGACUCCGCGCAGGCCGUGUGGGAGCUGGGGCUGGACAGCACGCGCAACCGCAUCAUCAAAAUGAACCUCUACAUCGGCAUGGCCACGCUCUCGGCCUCCUGCGCGCAGUUGCCGGCCGCGUUUUUCGGCAUGAACGUCCCGAGCGGGCUGGAGGAGGCGGGCGGCCUCUUCCCGUACAUCACCGGCGCGGCAUGCGCGGCGUCGCUCGGCCUCUUCGGGUACUGCCUCUACUGGUACAAGUUCCGGCCGCAGAGGAAGCACCAGCGGAGGCUGCAGGACAUUGCGGCCCUGCGGGAUCUACUGCAUCACAUCGACGACCUGGAUGACAUCAUCAAGAAGGGGAUGGGCAAACGGCCGCACGUGAAUGAGCAAGAGUUCACCGAGAUUCUGAGGAACCACCCCGCGACCGCUCAACUGAACAAGGGUUCAGUGGCGCUCAUUUUCCGCAUGCUCGACCAGAAUAAGAACCACUGCAUCGACGUUGAGGAGUUCGGCAGGGCACUUGAUAGCCCAACAACUUACAAGAACUCGCAACAGAUCCAAUAACCAGAUUGAUAGAACCGUUGGACACGCUGGUAACCGCUGCCAAGUUCUCCAACAUGUAGUAAAAGAUAGUAGGCAGGUACACACUCAAACUGACUCAUUAAUGAUAAUUCACUGGCAAUUGUCGCCAGAAUGAUGAUCUCCCCGAGCAAGUGUCAAAUGUUAGUAGUUGCCUUACUAGCCAGCCAAUAAUAAUCUUGCAAAAGUGUACAUUGCCGAACUCAAGAUCGGAAUUUAUGAGAACCGAUCGGCACUUCCCAUG
Molecule: messenger RNA, 2039 nt
Organism: Klebsormidium nitens
Lineage: Eukaryota; Viridiplantae; Streptophyta; Klebsormidiophyceae; Klebsormidiales; Klebsormidiaceae
Source: the annotation of a GenBank genome assembly